Molecule: messenger RNA, 993 nt
Organism: Nerophis lumbriciformis (worm pipefish)
Lineage: Eukaryota; Metazoa; Chordata; Actinopteri; Syngnathiformes; Syngnathidae
Source: RefSeq, a predicted model, not a curated record
AUGAGCCGCAAGUGGGCGACCUUGUCGCUGGGACUGGGAGCGGUCGUCGGCUUCUCGGUCGGCCGCCUGUGGAGGCCGUCGGGCGUCCGAGAGGAAGAGCCGGGAGGCGCUCUCUUGGAGCUGCCCGUGGUUCCGGUCCCGAGCGUCCACGCUGACUCCGGACUGAUGUUGAGUCGCGGCCCCGGCGGAGGCGGCGCCGUGAUGAAGUACGGCUUCCCGUCCCUCUCCAACAUUCGAACGCGAGAAUCCUACGUGAGUUCGUACGACCCGAGGACCAGGACGCCCGCGUGGGUCGCGGAGCGGAUCGCCGGCGACGCGCUCGGCGGGACGGCCGACAGGAAGAACUGCGACUUCAAGGAGGACGACAGCGUCCACGAGUUCCAUCGCGCCACCAACGCCGACUACAGGGGGAGCGGCCUGGACAGGGGUCACAUGGCGGCGGCCGCCAAUCACAAGUGGAGCCAGAAGGCCAUGGACGACACCUUUUACCUCAGCAACGUCGCGCCUCAGAACCCUCACUUGAACCAGAACGCUUGGAACAAUUUGGAGAAGUUGUGCCGCUCGCUCAGCAAAAGUUACGCCAACGUCUACGUGUGCACCGGGCCGCUGUACCUGCCCAGGCAGGAAGCCGACGGCAAACUUUACGUCCGCUAUCGAGUUCUGGGGCGGAACCACGUGGCCGUGCCGACGCACUUCUUUAAGGUGUUGAUCUUGGAGCGGCGGGGCCUCCCGGGCGUGGAGCUGCGCUCCUACGUUCUCCCCAACGAGCCCGUGGACGAGAAAAUUCCUCUGGAGCGUUUCUUGGUUCCCAUAGAAAGCGUGGAGAGGGCGUCGGGCCUCCUCUUCGUCCCCAACAUCAUCAGAAGGUCUUCCAGCGCACGGCCGACAAGAUGGCGUGCACAAAGUACAGCAGCGCGGUCACGUACGAAAACACCUGAAGACACAAGCGCACAACUGUCAAUUAAAUGCAUUUACGCUCAGCCUAACGAAUGA